CAAAUUAUAGAUUGCGGUGCCCUAGCACAAAAAAAGUGGCCAUUCACAACAAAAAAAAAAGAAAAUUGUUACAUGACUUACAUCAGACCAUCAGAAUCAUUGAUCAAAUGUUGUGAAACCCUAAUUCCUAAAUUAACAACAACAACGAAGACGUUUAUAGCAAUUCUUCAUCUCAUCCUCUCUCCCAUUGCUAUCAACAAGCAGUUGACAUCGUAACCAAAUUCAACCUUCAUUUGAGUAGAACAAUGGCAGCUGCUAUGGCGAAACACCAGGCCCUUGCAAUUUCUCUUCAGCCCAAACAAUACUUUAACUGCCUGCAUUGUCGGAAUUUCUUGAAUAACGGGCCGGACACGGUGGAAGAGCUUCUGGAUCGACAUGUAGUCAAGAAAAAGAAAAGUUUUGAUGACACUGAAGAUGAGAUAUUGACUAGGCAAAAGCUUACAAGCACCCGUCGUGAAGUAAUGGGCCUCUAUCGAGACAUAAUUCGUGCGACCCGUUAUUUCAUGUGGCCUGAUUCACAUGGUGUUUUGUGGCGGGAUGUUCUCAGAGCAAAUGCCCGAAAGGAGUUUGAAGAGGCCCGGUUUGAGAAAGAUCCAGAAGUUAUUACGCGGUUGCUUAUUGGUGGACAUGAUGCUGUUCAAGCUGCUCUUGAUAAAUUAGUUGAAAAGCAGAAGCAGCAGAUUGCUAAGGAGCAAGCAGACCGUGAUCGUCGAUGAUACAGUCUUUAACAUUUUCGGCAAACUUUUACAUCUUAUUGUCAGGAAAACGAUGUAAAGGUCUACAUGCUUCUUUAGGAACAGCAUCUUCGUAUGGUAUGCUACACGUGUAGGAACGUUACUUCUUCAAAUCUUGGUUUAUUCUCAAAUGAUUGACGUAUUGGCCAUUUGAUGGCUUUAGUGAUCAUUGCUGUUGCCUGCUGCUGGGUAUAGUUUUUUUUUUUUUUUUUUUUUUUUGUAGUUUUCUGUAAAUUGAUCUAUAUAUUUCAAUACUUCCUCUCAAUUUAUCAUCCAAAUACAUCAUAUAAAUCAAACAACUUGUUUAAUGACAUUUGUAACAUUUUUGUGAUA
This is a messenger RNA of Helianthus annuus (common sunflower), 1067 nucleotides long. RefSeq lists its product as uncharacterized. The transcript has 3 exons. The coding region runs from base 246 to 716 and encodes 156 amino acids. The record is from RefSeq and is a predicted model, not a curated record. NCBI's taxonomy places the organism in Eukaryota, Viridiplantae, Streptophyta, Magnoliopsida, Asterales, Asteraceae. Gene Ontology annotation, biological process: mitochondrial respiratory chain complex III assembly.